Messenger RNA from Orbicella faveolata, 2040 nucleotides. RefSeq lists its product as uncharacterized. The record is from RefSeq and is a predicted model, not a curated record. NCBI's taxonomy places the organism in Eukaryota, Metazoa, Cnidaria, Anthozoa, Scleractinia, Merulinidae.
AAUACCCCAAGGUCUUUAAAUGCAGCCGGCUAUUAUAUACGCUCGCUUCAUUGCUCAUUCACUGGAGCGUGUUAACUCUACUUAAUACACGUUUUGCAGACUUUUCAUCAAAUGCAAAUUUCACGGAGUUAUUGUUAGUGAAAAGAGCUCUCUGAAAUUGUUUCGUUGACGAGAACAUCACUUAAACAUCGCUCCUUUUCCAAAGGGAAAGAUAGUCAGCGACGAAAUUGCUGAAGGUGAACAAAUUACUGAAGGCUAACAAAUCAGAACUUCCAUCUAAAUUUGUAGAUUUUGGAGUAAUUACGGUACUUUAAACUGAAACCAAUAAAAUAUGGCAAAAAGAAAGUUGUUGGUAAUCUGUCUGAUUGCGUUGGAGCUGGUGGACAUGGCUGUAUCGGCUAAAAAAGUGAAAUAUUUGGACAACCUUUUAUGUAAAACGUACGAGACCGUGGUUCCUGUAGAUCCCUCCAAUCACGGUUAUUACCCGUUUUUUGUCAAGCUCCAUCGCUGCGCCGGCUCGGCGAGCACAGUUUCUCCAAAAGUGCAGCAUUGUGUGGCCCACAGCUACGACGAAUUAAGCAUUCAAGUUUUUUCGCACUCGUCCAACUUUCGGUCAACCACCAUUACGAUGAAGAAUCACACAAGCUGUGCUCAUGAAUGCGUCACCAGUCCGGAUGAGUGCAAUUUUGCCGUAGAGGACUGGGACGAUCAACACUGUACGUGCAAGUGCAGAUACCCUGAUGGACCGCCAGAAGAAUUCGCCUGCAAGGAUGGCUUUAGGUGGAACAGCCAUAAAUGCAAAUGUGAAUGUGAUAGAGCUCCCGAUCAUUGCCCUGUCAGAAAGGUCUGGAGUAAUGAUAUUUGUGGCUGCAGGUGUGAAAACAGUGCAGUUAAUGAGUGUACACAAAUGGACAUGGGAAUUGAUGUAGAUUGCCAGUGUGUAGACGUGCAGGCCUUCCGCGAUCACAAAUCAGUUCAUUCAAGGAAUCGUAUGUUCAUAACGCUCCUGAUUGGUCAAGCAGUGCUGAUUAUUCUGCUCAUUUGUGCUCUGGUGCACUGGGUACGAAAAAGAAACAAACAGAACUCGUCUCAUUCCCCGCUCGACAGAUUAGACUCGCGCAAGAUUAGUGACGAUUUAGAGGUGGUGGUGGGAUCCGAGUGUACAAACUCCUUAGAUGAUACAAAGGAGUCGACCGAUGACGACAGCUGCACUGCUCCUCUGUCCCCUAAAGUACAGAUAACAGAUAUAUAAGACCUGGAUAUAGACCCGGUAUUUCAUGGACAGUGAAUAUGGAAGAGACGCGGGAUGUCAAUUCAGAAAAAGUCCGUCAAGGGAACGAGGCAAACCAAGUGUCGCUUAGAUCAAAGACUGAAAGUAGCGCCUGAAUAAUCAAAAGAAAAAGAUUAUUUUUGGCCAAAGCUUAACCAUUUCAAUGAUAAUUUUGGUCAAUUCAAGUUGUAAUCGCUCAUUAUAAUCCUUGGCUAAAUUGAAAUUGAUGCCUAUGCGAGUUGUGAUAUGGAAGGUACUUCAAAGCUUAAUUAAGAGCUAUUUUGUUGGUCUUUUCCACGCUCUCGCUCGGUUUCUGGGAGCGAGAAAAAGAGGAACGAGGCGUGCGGGAGAACGAAGGGAAUCUGGGGAAGAAAGUGCCUUUUUUCCACUCCUUCUUCGCGACAGCUUCGCGCAAGCAAUACGUUAUUCUUGAAACGUAGCAACAUUCAUUAGAAAAUGUAGAGUUUAUAAUGCGAUAUUUUAUUACCUUUUCUAAGAAAAGAAGUUGUUUUGAACGAAUACUACAAUAGUGAACAUAAGUAUAGCCACCACGACUUGGAGGCAGACAAAGUAGUGGUAAUAUCACGUGACUUUUGUGUCGUAUUCUCACUGACCAGCAACUUCAAACCCAGGCCCGUUCUUGGGCAGUAAACGACAUUGCUGACGAAAUUGCGACUAUUAACUUUCAUGUAGGAAAGCCGUUUUCAUUGUUUAGAAUUAUCUGUUGUAUUUAGCUGAUAUACAUGUCAAUAAAUUGUACAUAGGCAAAA